CCCACUGGCCUGGAGUGGAGCUGGUGGGUGUGUUGGGUUCGCCUUUCCGCUUGGCUUCCUCCUCCUGUUCUCUCUCUCAUCCAUCCACACGGACGCGGGAGCGGGAGGGAGCGAGCCAUGGUGGUCAGCACGUUCACUGGCCCCGGGAUUGGGAUCGGGUUCGGCGUCGGCUGCGGGUUCGGCGUCGGGUGGGGCUUCGGAGGAAUGCCUCUUAACAUGUUCGGCUUGGGCAUUGGUGGGGGUUGCGGAGUUGGCCUUGGGCUAGGAUGGGGCUUUGGCAAUGCUUAUGGUUGUCAGUAUCGAUCGUCAAGAGUCCAGUUUCAGGGCAUUGAAUUUCAGAAGAAGGCUGAUGGAGAUGAUGCACCAAAAGUUGUUUCACCGGAGAUUGCUGAAAAGUCUCGUCCUUAUGGCUAGUAUACCUGCCACCAUAUAGUUCGCAGAGACGUGUUCUAUGUGUCCUCUGAAUUGCAGUUUAAUUACAUACCUGCCUGUUCUUUGGUAGCAAUGUUAUGCUACACUUAUUUUCAUUUCUGUUGUAACCAGAAUGAUGUUAAUGGAUCGAAAUUUCAAUUAGGAAGGAAUGACCCUAGUACUAGGCCUACAUGCUAUACAUUUACUUUUAAUGGUCGAAUUACUUUUGUGAGUUGCCCA
Messenger RNA from Panicum virgatum (switchgrass), 651 nucleotides. RefSeq names its product protein TRIGALACTOSYLDIACYLGLYCEROL 5, chloroplastic-like. Lineage: Eukaryota; Viridiplantae; Streptophyta; Magnoliopsida; Poales; Poaceae. The record is from RefSeq and is a predicted model, not a curated record. Bases 118 to 414 code for a protein of 98 amino acids. The transcript has 4 exons.